UUGCCAUCAUUCCAGGAAGUUUUUUUUAAGUUCGCUGUUUCCUGUACCUACGCCACCUUGCUUACCUUACAUUGUUGCCGUCGAUCUUACUUUUUCAUUAAAAACUUGGCUUAAAACAAAUAUUUAUCCACCUGUAUUGAGGUUUAUGUAGGAUUAAACGCGGAUCAUGAGUUUCUUGUACCUGAGAGGUGCUUUGUUUUUCACCUUAGUACCUGUAGUGCUGAAUCUGCGCGUUCUGGAUGAUGGUCUUUCUCUAAACUGUACACAAGAGGAAGUACAGUGUCAAGCAAACAUUAAUAACUGCAUGUAUGAUGGAUGGCUCAAGCCUUCAGAUUUCACUCCUAGUGGGCCAGAUGAUUUAACAGUUGGUAUUGAUGUAAGAAAUAAUACGAAAGGUGAUUUGGAGCCAGUGAUUGUGGCGGAAUGGAAAGCAAAGGAUGACGGGAGCAUCAUUUUUUUGAAUGGAACAGAGUUUAGUGUGAUGAAGUCAUCUACCAAUGAACACCUGUGUGUGCAUUACAUGUUCCUCCAAAAAUUUAAGACCAUGAGAAAAACUGAUGGUGAAAAGUGGUCUUUUUCUCUGGAUAAAGUUGUGGUAGAUCCAGGCAGCACAUAUCUAGUGACAGUCUCCAACCUUCCCAAGCCGAAUUUACAGCACACCAGUUACAACAUAAACAGAAGUGUUGUUGUUCGAGGUUGUGAAGAUCCUUUGAUGCGACAAACUAAAAUCUGUUUGGAGAGAGGGGAGACAUGGCAUCCCGAUAUUACGUUGGAGAAAUCCAAAGGUUUAGAUGACAAGGAUGUUCUGCUUGUUGCAUUUAAACCAGGAGAGAACGCACAAAAAUACAACGUGUUUGUGAAGUGCAAAAGGGACAACCAAAUGCAGACUGUUUAUAACAAGGGCAAGACAAUACUAAAUUUGACAUAUGACCUGGAGCACUGGCCAGUUACAUGCUGCCGUUUUGAUGUUCAGAUCCAGCCAUUUUUCCUAAGGUGUGCCAAUGACUGUCUUCGAAAGAAUGAGAAUUUUAACAUAUGCUCAACUGAAUCGCCACCUCUUUCUGAGAAAAACACAAUAUUUUGGAUCAUUUGUGUUGGUUUAUGCCUCCUUAUUUGUGGCAUCAGCUUUUGUGCCAUUUAUUUGUGCUGCAGGAAACCAAAGAAAGGUCCAGAAAUGCCAGCAAAAGACCAUGUUGAGCAGCAUGUACUAAGUGGCUCACGAUCUGUACUGAUCAUCUACUCCAGAGAUCAUCCCCUAUACACAGACAUAGUGCUGAAGCUCUGUGCCUUUCUGCGGGCCAAAUGUGGUACUGAGGUUGUGCUGGACCUACUUGACACUGCUUGGCUAGGCACUAUUGGCCAGCUACCAUGGAUUGAACAACAAAAGCGACGUAUUGAGCAGUCUUCAGACAAGAUCCUGGUCCUCUGCUCCCGAGGAGUGCAGGCCAAGUGGGGGGCCAUCUGUGGCGAGCCUCCAAUUCUUUUAAGGGAAGAUGUGCGCUCUCCAGAGGGUGACAUGCUAACCCUCGCCCUUCAGCUGAUUACACCUGAUAUGCAGCGUCCGGCUUCCUACGGGAAGUAUUUGGUGGCAUACUUUGAUGACAUAAGCAGCGAAGGUGAUGUGCCAUCCAUGUUUGACAUUGCAGUCAAGUACAAGCUGAUGAAGCAUUUCGAAGAGCUCUACUUCCGAAUCCUUGAUAUGGAGAAAUAUCAACAGGGGAUGGUGCAUUGUAUUGAAGGUAUCGGCAAGGAUGAGUACUUUUGUUGCCCCUCAGGCAAGGCCUUGAGGGAUGCAAUAGAAACCUUCCAGGCCUAUCAAAUAGAGAAUCCAGACUGGUUUGAUAAAGAGUGCGUAAACAGCGAAGAGGAGGUGAGAGGAGAAACCAGCACACUUCUUGAGGUUCCCAUGCCACCAAUCUAUGAGUUACAACCGUUGUGUAAUGACGGACUCCAAAUCUUUGUGAACGAGGUGGAAAUCCAUCAAGAGUCUCAGAGUGUUUGUGCCGUAAUACCCCAAAUUCACGACAAGCCCGAGGAGUCUUCUGUGAUGAUUGUUAAACCCAGGGUCCAACCAGAGCACAGCUCAGUACUUUCUCUUCACCCAACAGUGGUACCCCCUCUUAAAACAUCCACAGUUGGUAUGAUACCAGUUGGCCCAGAAAGCUACCCUUAUCUGCUUGUAGAACCUAUACCAGUGCAACUCACACAUCCUUCAACUGAGUCAAGAUGGAAUGAAGUGUUUCCAAUGGGAGAACCUUCAGAUAAUUGUCUGACAGCAAGCAAUGAAGACCAGACUCAAGCAUCCUUUUCCAUGCCUUCUGAAAAUGCUGUCCAACAACUGGUGGCCCUGCAGCGUUUUUUGACUCCUUUUGAGAUCAUAGCACCUCCUCCCUCGGUGGAAGAUAACUUCCUUCUUGACCAGGAGAUGGACAUGUCUCAGCCAGUUGAGAUGGACGAAACUGAAAUGGAGGGAGCCUCUGAGACAAGACCAUCACGAGGGUCAGAUCAGGGAUACAGUUCCAGGUAUUCCAUUGUAAGGGGAGAGCCCCAAGUCUCCACGGUGCCCAAGAAGGAAGAACUGUCUUCUCUAGCCAAGUUGCAAAUGGAUCUCUACCUGAACAGCCCAGUCUCUUCGGGUUUUUGCACUCAAACGAUAGAGAACGGAUUUUGACUGUGUUAAUCAGCUUCACCAGAAAGACCAUGGGUGACCAGCAUUUUUUGCUUGUCAACAGCAUGGCUAUGCUGGUCCACCAGGUAGACCAUUACCAAACCAGCCUGGACCUUCAUGGAAAUCCAUGAUUUUCCAAGAUAGUCUUUUUCAGCAGGCCAUUGUCUGAUUUGCCAUGUGCCAUAUUAUUCAAAGCUUGGAAGAAUAUUCUUGUACAAUCCAUGGUUUGUUGAAGUCAUCCCUGCUAAAUGCGAAGUCACAUUUACAUUCACACUGUGAAAUUUCUGCGGGCGAAAUACAGUCAUCUCAAUGGGAUUCCACGCAAAAGUGAAUUUCUUGAGAUGGACAUCCAGUGGCAAAUAAUUUCCCCUUGCUAUUUUGCGUUAAGUUCAUGUUUGGUGAACUUUGACAGAUGACUUUGCCACAUUGACCAAUAUAAAGUUGCUUGGUUUGGCAGUGGCCUCUGUGUGGGCAGUGCUUCCUACAUGGCUACACUGAAUAUUCACAAUAGAUAAGGAUAUCAUUUUAGCGGUGAGCAUCUUUUUAAGCUUCACUCUCCCAGAGUAAAAAGUGCAGCAUUAAAAAGAGGCUGUUCGGUUUUUGCUGGUUUUGACGCACUCAGCAUCCGCCCACACCUUCUUCACCCGCUAAAUUUCACUGUGCAGAGGUAAAUGCGACUACGCCUAAAGACAUAAACUAUUUGUAUGUCAGUGUCACUGGAGAAUAUCAUCAGGCAUUUGUCAUGACAAUUAGCAACAGGAAACAGACCAAAUGAAUAAUAUUCCAGACAUGAUUAUGAGGUAAAUGAUCAACUGUUUUAUAAAUGAGGUCAAGGAACAAUGCUAACCAAUUUAUCCAUCUGAUUUGCAAGCUUGCAGCUUUAUCACAACCUCAGGAACAGGAAUUAGUGUGCCAGUACUUGCUUCAAACAACAAUUUUUGCCAAGCCAAUGUAGAUAUUUAUCACCAGUAAUUACACAUUAGCACAAGGGUGUAAUAAGUUCACUUUUACUGUGGAGAAGAACAAGUGCCUUGUUAAUAAGCUUGAUGUAGAACAGCACAGCACAGCACACAAUUUUUAAGCUGAUGUUUACCUCCUGAACACAAUUAAAAGUAAAUUGAUUGGGCCUGUAAUGUUACAUUUGUUAUGUGUUGUAUCAUACUGCACUAGAAUUGUUUUUGUAUUUGUAGUUUAUUAAUGUUUAUCAUCUAUCAUAACCCUCUACUAUAUGGGGCCUUGUAUAUAAUGUUAGUUGAGUUGGCCUACAUUUCAGAAUUCAUAAAGCAGCAUUUUUCUUUGGUAAUUAUCUGUUAUGUGCUUUUACUCAACAAUUUUUGUAAAUCUUUGUCAAUAAGAAUUACUUCAUUUGUACUUAAUUUCAUCCAGCUUUGGACCUUUAACUAUACUGUAUAUAUAGUGCGCGCGCGUGUGUUUGUGUAUACAGUAUACACACAAAUUAUAGCAGGAUACAUUGAGACUGUUACAGUGCAAGUCUUAUGUAAACAUAACAGUGACACAACUUGCAAAUUAAAGCCCUUGUAAUAAAA
Molecule: messenger RNA, 4215 nt
Organism: Myxocyprinus asiaticus (Chinese sucker)
Lineage: Eukaryota; Metazoa; Chordata; Actinopteri; Cypriniformes; Catostomidae
Product: interleukin-17 receptor A-like
Exons: 11
Coding region: 167-2671 (834 amino acids)
Molecular function (GO): interleukin-17 receptor activity
Source: RefSeq, a predicted model, not a curated record